Molecule: messenger RNA, 1605 nt
Organism: Durusdinium trenchii
Lineage: Eukaryota; Dinophyceae; Suessiales; Symbiodiniaceae
Source: the annotation of a GenBank genome assembly
AUGGAUGUAGGACCGGUCAAAGUGGCAACUGAUGAGAAGAGGAUGGAAGAGCAUCUCCAAAGAGAAGAGGAUGGAAGUACAACUUCCAGGAUAAAUGCAGAGCAUGGAGAAUCAAAGACAUCGGUCCUGAAGAUGAAUGACAAGGCUUUGCUUUGCCUCCAGGACUGGUGCAGCGACCGCGAUUCCUGGUGUUGGCAGAUCUUUAUGCUCAUUUCACACAUUGCAGUCUUUGGACUGAGUCUGGCAUUGGUUGUACUUUGGGCCUAUGUGGUCUUUCCUUUUGAGAAUCCAGGGCUUGGAUUUUGGCCAAACUGGAUGUUCAACUUUGUGGCGCAUCCUAUUGCAAACUACAUCGUUGCUCGGGGAAUUCUAGGCUGGUGCACCAGACAAAUUAUGUGUGACCUCGAGAAGAGGCCCAGCUUGUGCAGGGCAGAAAGGCCAGAGAUCACACAACGGGUACGAAGAUCUCUGUUUUGGUUGCCCCUCGUCGACUCCCUAUGCUGUGCCGGCGAGCACAUCAUUUUGUCCUUUGCCAACGUCUAUCCGAUCCCCUUCUCCGUGCCACUGGCUUGCAUCCCUGCUGCAUUUGCCAGCAUGGGAGUGUUCUAUUUGCUUCUUCCCCAAGAGGUGCGCGCUAUCCGCAGCACAGGCAAUUGUUUGAAGUUCACCGUCUCUGCCUGGACAGUUUUUUGCGGCUUCUAUGCAAUGAUGCUCUUCUACAUCGCCUACUUCCCGCAGAUGGACACCGGAGCGCAACUUGCUAUGAGCCUUGCGGUUUCCGCAGUGGAGUUCCUGGCCGUCAAAGUGGCGGUCACUUCGGGCAGGCGAUGGAACAUGCCUCUUCACAUUGCGCGGGAGAUCAGAACUUGCAUGAAACUUCCAGUGAUCAUCUUCAAAGCCUCCAUACUCUCGGAAGCCAAAGAUGCUUGGGUCCUCCUGAGCAUGAUUCUACUAGAAGUUCUCCAGGUUGGCAGUUCCGUCAUCGCCGUCUUCUUUGAUCUUUUGCCAAGAGAUGCGACCCUUGACUGGACGAAGAUUAGGUCGAGGCAUCAAGUUCUGCAAGCCUGUCGCAGCUCAUUCGAGGGCUUUAAAUCCUUGCGAAAGAGGCUCAAAGACAUCGCUGAGAUCUGUCGAACAAUGACCAAAGAAGAAUUGAAUGAUGUGACUUGGAGCAAAGAAGAUCUCCAUUUGCUGAAUGAAAUCUCCAGCUCCCUCCCAGCCGUGGUCAUGCUGGAACUGUGCGAGGUCGUGGCACCCCUGAUCUACUUGAGCCUCUUGCUGUGCUUGCGAAGCAACACUUUCUUGGGGCACAACAGCUCGUACUUCAUGGGACUGGCAGAGGCCAACCUGGAGGAAAAUGUCCUCGCCAAUAGCUUCAGCCUUUUGCUUGAAGUAGCGAUGUUCGUGGUCACUGACACUUGCAUGAGGGCAGUGUUUGGAAUCAGUUUCUUCAGCUUCAUUCGCUUGGUGCUGCGCUGUGAUUUUUCUUUCUGGCUCAGCACGCUUUCGGUAGCGUAUGUUGCUUGGUUAACGAUGCUGGUCCAACACACAGGCCAUGAUUUGACCUUUCAAUUUUCUUGGCUCGCUAAAGGCUUAAGCGAUUGA